UAUAUUCUUGAUUUCUUUGUUCUUGGCAGUUGAUGUUGAUGAGUUGGAGGUUUUCUCUCAAAGAGAAAUGACAGAUCAGAGUUCUCCUGCUUCAAGGCUUGUUCGUGCUUGUCAAGACUUGUUAUCGAUGAUCUGCUCCUCAUCAUCCUUCGGCAGACCACCAGAAGAUGAUUUUGCUGUGUGUUGGCCUUCCGCUACUCUCUUCAAAAGAAAUACAGAAAUCGGUUUUUAUGAUUUUCCUUGGGAAGAUUCUAAAACCUGCGUUGAGACUCGCAAGGUUAUAAUGAUAGAAGAUGAGAAAAUUGAAGAUUCAAUGGCGUCUCUGGAAACAACAGAAAAUGCUGAAGCUUUAAGAGGCAAAGACACGGUUGAACGGAAAAAUCGUCAGAGCAACUUUCGAUUUCAGAAUGUAGUUACGAAGCUGGAUCACAAGCCAUCCCCUCCAGGAUCUUUUGGCAGCUGUGAGUUACGAAACAGAAGCGCUCAUUUGCUGUUACUGAUGUCGACUUGUUCAGCAGCAAUGAGCCUUCUCGGAGCAUUUCAGCUGCCGAACUUGCUUCCUGUCAAAGUCUCAAGUAAUCAUUCCGGCGGAAUGUUCCGCCUGCUCCUUUUCUUUAACUCCACCAUCUUCUUCGCAUCAAUGGCCUUGAUCGCAAUCCUCAUGCACAAACUUCCAAUCCUUCCAUGGCUACUAAUCUCAGCGUCUUCUACAAUUGGAGCUUACAUGUCAUUGAAUCUUCUCCAGUGGGUUUGCUCCAGAAUCCAUAUAAUAUAGAAAUCUAUUGCCAUAACUCCACAAACUGCGUCUGCUAAUAAAUCUUAAUUACAGAAAAAAAAAA
This is a messenger RNA of Manihot esculenta (cassava), 839 nucleotides long. RefSeq lists its product as uncharacterized. The record is from RefSeq and is a predicted model, not a curated record. Lineage: Eukaryota; Viridiplantae; Streptophyta; Magnoliopsida; Malpighiales; Euphorbiaceae. The coding region runs from base 68 to 775 and encodes 235 amino acids. The transcript is spliced from 3 exons.